Messenger RNA from Mus musculus (house mouse), 737 nucleotides. It is a transcript of the gene Krtap5-22, whose product is annotated as predicted gene, 29735. Bases 60 to 719 code for a protein of 219 amino acids. The transcript has a single exon. NCBI's taxonomy places the organism in Eukaryota, Metazoa, Chordata, Mammalia, Rodentia, Muridae. The record is from RefSeq and is a predicted model, not a curated record.
CACACUUCCUCUCCACCUGCUCCUCUGACCUACUCCAUCCUCAACCAAACACCAGAACCAUGACCUGCUGUGGCUGUUCAGGAGGCUGUGGCUCCAGCUGUGGGGGCUGUGGCUCCAGCUGCUGCUGCAAGCCUGUGUGCUGCUGCAAGCCUGUCUGCUCCUGCUCCAGCUGUGGGGGCUGCAAAGGAGGCUGUGGCUCCUGUGGGGGCUGCAAGGGAGGCUGUGGUUCCUGCGGGGGCUGCAAGGGGGGCUGUGGCUCCUGUGGGGGCUGCAAGGGGGGCUGUGGCUCCUGUGGGGGCUGCAAGGGAGGCUGUGGCUCCUGUGGGGGCUGUAAGUCCUGCUGUCAGUCCAGCUGCUGCAAGCCCUGCUGCUGUCAGUCCAGCUGCUGCAAGCCUUGCUGCUGUGAAUCCUGCUGUUGCAAGCCCUGCUGCUGCCAGUCCAGCUGCUGCAAGCCUUGCUGCUGCCAGUCCAGCUGCUGCAAGCCCUGCUGCUGCGAAUCCUGCUGUUGCAAGCCCUGCUGCUGCCAGUCCAGCUGCUGCAAGCCCUGCUGCUGCCAGUCCAGCUGCUGCAAGCCCUGCUGCUGCCAGUCCAGCUGCUGCAAGCCCUGCUGCUGCCAGUCCAGCUGCUGCAAGCCCUGCUGCUGUCAGUCCAGCUGUUGCAAACCCUGCUGCUGUGAGUCCAGUUGUUGCGGGCCUGUGUGCUGCCAGUGUAAGAUCUGAGUGGCUGACCAGACUCCA